Messenger RNA from Dreissena polymorpha, 1132 nucleotides. RefSeq lists its product as uncharacterized. NCBI's taxonomy places the organism in Eukaryota, Metazoa, Mollusca, Bivalvia, Myida, Dreissenidae. The coding region runs from base 1 to 864 and encodes 287 amino acids. Gene Ontology annotation, molecular function: acyltransferase activity, transferring groups other than amino-acyl groups. The transcript has 2 exons. The record is from RefSeq and is a predicted model, not a curated record.
AUGGAUUAUGCCGUAAAUGUGCGCCCGGCCAAGUCUGGCGAGGAGAGUUUGAUGAAUGAAUUCUGGGCAGGUGUCAACGGUGAUCUGUCUAUGUAUGACUACCACGCGUAUAUGAAGUUGGAUUCAGACUAUUUAAUGGUUGCAGCCGACAAGAACGACCAGCCAGUUGGCUUUGGUGCCGUCAGUAAAAAUACAUCCGAUACGGUUUAUCUUGGAAACUUCAUCGUCCGAGAAGACAUGCGGGGCAAAGGUAUUGGAAGGCAGAUUUGGGAUGCUAUGGUGAAAAGAGCCGGCGAUAUGAACAUUGCUCUCGAUAGCGAGCCUGAUAUGGUAGAAUGGUACAUGAAAAAGGGUUUCAAGUAUAGUUCCUUCAAAGUUACCUUUUACAAUGUAACACUAUCUGAGGAAAUGAAGAAGGGACAUACGCAAAACUGCGAAUGUAGGGAUGUAACAGAAGACCUUUGGCCUAUGCUGCUGGAUUAUGACAAACAGGUGUAUCCAACACUUGAUCGGGAGAGAAUUCUACGGGCUUGGUUCAGUGUGGACGGCGUGAGGGUUGUGGUGGCGUUGCGUGGUAACCAGGUAGUGGGGUAUGGAAGCAUACAUAAGAAGCCGAACAGACAAUACGGUUUACGAAAUGUGUUUGCAAAUGACGAAACAGUCGUUGAAACAUUGCUUAUGGAGCUGUUCAAUGGUAUUCCUGUAGGCUAUGUUGUACGGUUUAUGAAGGUCGACGACAAGCCGAUGCCGAAGUACAUUGAACACAGCGUGGACAUGGCCGACUCUGCUCUUCGAAUGUACAAUAAAUUUCUGAUUGAGACCAGAACUGACAAAAUGUGGUUUGCAUCUGCACAUAUCAUUUGACAAUAUAUAGAAAGGGGCUUUGCUGCGUUAUACAUUGGAUAAUUCCAUGGAAAAUAUUUGUAUAACUAUUAUUUUGACUUCGGUACCAACGAAAUUGAAGACAAAAUCAGAAAACUCGCUCGAAAGUAUGGAGGCACAUAUCAAACAUAAAUUUAUCCUUUCAUGACCAUGACAUUGUCAUCAAUAUGAGAAAAGGAGGGUAAAACAGGCAAUUGAUUGAUAGUUUUUGCAGGACAAAAUAAAACCACAUUAUACAUGUGCAACGUUC